This is a messenger RNA of Manis javanica (Malayan pangolin), 9823 nucleotides long. RefSeq names its product C-X3-C motif chemokine receptor 1 (gene CX3CR1). Lineage: Eukaryota; Metazoa; Chordata; Mammalia; Pholidota; Manidae. Gene Ontology annotation, molecular function: C-C chemokine binding; C-C chemokine receptor activity; C-X3-C chemokine receptor activity. The record is from RefSeq and is a predicted model, not a curated record. Gene Ontology annotation, biological process: cell chemotaxis; immune response; positive regulation of cytosolic calcium ion concentration. Gene Ontology annotation, cellular component: membrane; external side of plasma membrane.
AGGGCGUGGGUAGGAGUGGUGGAGCGUGGGGUCCUGGGCGUGGGGUUCGAGCCCCCGUUGGCCCCGCCUCUGCCCUCUCAGCUGUGACUCUCCCUGCACCCUGAGGGGUGUCAUUAAACAGCUUCCACUGUAAAUGAAUCCCAUCACAUAAUCCCUGGUAAACUUGGGGCCCAGACAGUGGGGUCAGGUUUGGGGCCAGGCUGAGAACUUUCCCACCUACUGUACAGUGAGGCUCACGACCUCGAAAUCAGCUGCUCUGGCUCUGGCUCCAGACUGAACCUCACCUGGAUGCUGGCAGGUGCAAGACCAAAGCUUCGUGUUACCUGGGAGGCCACUUCCACCAACUAGAGUCCACCCUGGAGCUGACCCAGGACCCGUGUUGCUCUUUAAAAAUACUUCCUUCUGUUCCAUCCUUGUUGAAAAGCUGGGUGUGCCAGAGCUGGCCCUUAGGAGUGGUCUGGUCUGAUGCUCUCAUUCCACACUCAGGAAACUGAGGCAGAGCUGGGCGUGAGCUGCCUGGGUCUCCCAGCUGCCCAUGAUGGGUUGGGCCCCUCUGAAGUACAGGGUCUGGAAAAGCUUCCCUCCCCACAUCUUUGGAGGCAGGACCCUGCAGCCUUUUCCUUCUCCAGAAGAAAGGAUCCCAGUCCCAUCACCACUGUGAUGGGAGCUAGAUUUGGAGGGCUGGCAGUGAAGAGCACCAAGUUGUGACUGCAGAAUAAUACAUCCCCUCUGCACCCCACCCCUGUCUUCCUGAGGGUCAGCCUGCAGGGUCCUGAGUCCGGAAGGAGAAGCCCAGGGAGAGUGCUCAGGUUGCGCCCUGGGCCCCACUCCCUUAGUGGGCUGUGCCUGCGCUGUUCAGUUCUAGUUCUGGAGAAGCGGCUGCAGGCUCCCCGCAGGAGGGACAGCAUGAUGCGGUGCAGGGACCGUGGUUUUGUGAGGAGUUGCCUCUGGCUCUGCUGGCCCCUGGGUUGGACUUUCCAAAUCUCUCUGAGCUGUGGUUUAAUUUGUGUGGGGGGUGGUCAUUUCUCAUUGGCAUCAUGCAGAGAAUUAACCAGGAUCUUCUGUGCAUGACCCUCAGCAGGCAUGCACCCUUGUGCUUUCACCCCAGGGCUUUCUGGGGAGGAACUCGGAUGCUGGGGCAGUCAGUGAACAAAGGCAUCUCCCAGGGAACACAGGCAUCAGGGUUCAAGCCCUACCCUGGGGUUCUUUGAUCCAAAGAACAAAAAUUAAACCCUCAGUUUUCUCAGCAUUAAACUGCACCUCAAACCUGGUCUUCCCUCAAGGCCUAAAAAGCCAUAAAUAGAGACCAAGAGGGUAAAAACCGGAAGUUGCUGCCCUGGAUCUAGAAAACAGUGGACAUGAAGCCAAAGAGAGGGGAGCAGCGUGAACAGGCAGUGGGACACAAGAAAAUGGGUCUGGAUGACCAAGAGGGUGGGAAGUGCAGAAAAGGGAAGCUGAGGGAGCAGCGGGUGAGGUGACCAGAAGAAGCUAAAAAAGAAAUGAGCUGCCUGAGAAGAGGAAGUGGGCGGAGGAAGCACAACAGUAUCGGGAGCCGGUGGAGAUUUCUAGUCGGGAUGGGAUGUGCUCCUGUGGCUCACGGUGCUGUUUGGGGCUCAGCUCCACCUGCCCAGCUGGACACCGUGCAGCAAAACCUUGACUUAGUGGAAUGCAGGGUGGGAGGCCCUGGCUCUGCAGAGGGCUCCUCGGCUCACGGUCCCUUGUGUGGCCCGUCGGCGGGCAGCUGCUCCCCUCCAUGUAGAUGCUGCUGCGGCUCCUCCUUGGACAUCUGCACUUGGUUCCUGGAGCCCCAGGGGCAGGAAAGCCAGUGUCCACCUACGUGACAGCCAGUCAGGGCACUAGCAGCCCUUUGGCCUCCCUGGAGGCUCACCCUCGAGUGAGCUCUGGCCUUGUUCAUGGUCCUGGCACAUCUCAGAGGACCCAGAACUGAAAGGUCCUCCCUCUCGGCCCACCUAGAUAAGGCUGCCUGGUUUAGCAGAAUAAUUAGCGGUGGAGGAAGCCCUGCCAGAGGUCAGCCUCCUGAUAUAAACAGCCCACACUCCCAGGGCUUGGCUGACAAGGCUGGGUUCCCACUGUAAAUCUCCUUCCCAUCCAUCCAAGAAUAGGGGGUCAGGGCAGCCACCGGGCCUCCACUUUUGCUUAGAUGGGAGCUGGUGUCUGUGGCAAUCAGAUGUGCUCAAUAGCUGUAGGAACAGGGAAGGGUGCUAUGCCCGGGGCCCCUCUUAGGGAGCUGGAGGGCCUGCACUCACUCAGUGAUGGAGCCUCUCCUCACCCACCCAUCCAACUCUUAGCUUCCACAAAGUUCAGAGAAUUCAAGGGCCCUGGCCCGUGGCAGAAAGGGCAGGACAUUGGUGUCCCUGAGCACCUUGGGGAACUGUCAGCAAAGAGGCUGCUGUCGCCCCUCCUCCAUGGAAGCCUUUGAACAAAGGUCUAGAUACAAUAUUCACUCAACAAACACCCUGAGGCAUCUGCUCUGUGCCGGCCCAUCCCUCUGGUGAACGCUGGCAGGCAGAGCCGGAUGGGACACUGUUGUCUGGGAACCCCCAGUCUGGGGCAGGGGAUGCAAGGAAAAUGGGAGAAAUGUGCUGAAGUUGGGAGCCCCCAGGCCCAGACUGACGCCCUGUCACCUGCCAGCUUGUGGCCUUGAGUUAUCCUCCACUCAGAUGCCUCGACCUGCGCUUGAAGCAGAGGUAGUAAUCCUUCCACGUGUUGGCCACAGUGUAUGGAGCAGCUUUCACAUGCUGCAGGUGACUGGGUAAGGCUAUUUGCUCACUGGUUUAUUUUAAUUUUUCAUAUGACUCAUAUUAUAUUUUUAUUUAAAAAAUUUCAACUCAGUUAAUGAAAAAUUAUCCCAGGAUAGGUAGUACUAGGUAUACAUGGUAAAAAAAAUGCCGCAGGUUUACAGUGAAAACCAAGUCUCCUUCCCGCUGUGCUGUGGUCUCCAGGACCCCUGUUCAGGGGCAUUGCUGUCACUUCGUAGUGUGUCCCUCUGGAGACGCACAGACUUUACACAAGCAUGUGCACACACACACACCCUACACCCCACACACUGCACACACAGGCUUCACCUAGCUUUCUUCACUUACCAGUAUGUCUUGUUUCAUCACAGAACAUACAAAUUGGCCCGGUGGUUGUUUGUUUAUUCAUUUGUUUGUUUGAAAAACAGAUGUUAAGUAUUUGUUAUUGGGAUGGCUCGCAGUUUAACUUUAUCUGUCCCCGCUGACGGACAUGGGGCUGUCUCCCUUCAUCACAUUUCCUCGCUCUAGUGACCAUGGCACUCGUGUUCCCUUGAGCACAUGUGUGAGCCUGUCUCUAGCACUAUCUCCUGUAAGCCACUGAAAUGCUUUUUAUUUUCGUGCUCUCAGUGCAGUGGGGCAGGGAGGAGGAGCCAUGAGAGGCAGAAUAGCCGGCUGCCCUAGCUGCUUCACCACUCGCUCUGUGCUGGCUGUCUUCUCCCCGCCUGGUCUGGCCCUGUGCCAGCCCAUCUCCCUCCUCUCAGGUGGAUGAGCAGGACUUGAGUGUACGCCCCGCUCCCCACUCCAGCCGUGAGAACAGCCAGGUACUAACUCCUGCCGUGCCUCUUGUGGCCACAUUGUGUGCAGUGGAGCUGUGGAUGAUACGAGCAACAGGUCUCAGAAGUGGCCAGUGUGGUUCCUGACUCACGUAGGAGCUCAAUGACAGCCAUGUCCCUCCUAUUACUGUCUGUGGCAGGUGGAGAAUUGCUUAUCCAGGGAACCAAACUGUGUGCAUGCAAAGUCCUCAGGAAAAGGGGACAGUUCAGGGGUCUUUGCAGGGCAAUCUGGCCAGCAGGUAGCCAGGAGGAGACUGCCAGAUGUUGCUGAGCUGCCCUGAGCAGACCUUCUGGAUGACAGGUAGUGGUUCCAAGCUGGACCAUACCCCCUGACCAGCUACUUGCUCUUAAUAAGAAAUAAGGUCAGCAGUCAGGCCAAAUCACCCUCCCAGAGUGCCACCUGAGGUUGCCCCCAUCUGCAAAAGAGAGGUGGACACACUCCCCUCAUUCUGUCUCCAUCUGCAUCUGUCUGGACUCCUCCCAUUGAGAUGAUGGCCUCUGUGAUUGAGACUGUUCCCAACUGGUGUCUCCAUGUGCCCUCCUGCCCUGCUGAGCCCAAAGCUGUGGGGCUGACACUCAUCCCCUCCAACCAGGACCCCCCGGCUACUUUGGGGUCUUGGUGCAAGUUAGAUAAGGCAGUCCUGUGCCAGGGCAGCCCUGGGCCGGGCACUCGCAAGGCAGGGCUGACCUGGGACCUCCUUGCCACUCAGCCCAGCAAGGGUUUGUUUCUGAUUCUCCCUCCUUCCCCAUCCUCUGUCCCAGCUCCCGUCUCCUGUCACCAAUACCCCUGGAGCCAUUCAGCAGGGAGGGAAAUUGGAUGUAGGGCUGUCCUUCAGGAUUGCCAAGAGCACCGAGCAGGUAGGGUGGAGUAUUUAGCAAUGGGCCUGACAAUCCAGUAAAAGCUCAGUAAAGGAUGACUGUCUCCCCAUUCCUCCCACGAAAAAAAAAAUCUGAUAAGAAAACAUAUUUCAGGGGAAAAGAAAUGAAACAACCUUUAGAGACCAAAUGGCCACAUGCCUAGGGUGGUAGGGAACUAUACAAAUAGUGCAGUCCACAGGCAGCCUGGAUGAUUCCUGAAGUCCAAAGGGCCUCUGUCUCCUCACCCCAUGCAUUUAUUAAGUGCCCGCUGCACGCAACGCAGGUUGCCAGGCACUCACCUCAGAACGGCCCUGCGAACAGGCAUGAGAGUGAAUCGCAGUCUUGCAGAUGAGCAGGUUGAGGCCCCAAGUUCACCCAGGGUCCCUGGGCCAGAGAGGGCAGCCGGGAUGCAGGCGCGGGAGAGACCUACUGCAGCCUUACCCUCCCUCCCACCUCCCUGCUCCCCUUCCUCCACGACCCAGGCACCCUUGCUGGGAAGUGUGCAGAGGUCCCUGUGUGGAUACAUAGGGCCAAGAGUGAAAUCACACCCACCUUAUGCAGACAGGGCAAAAUCAAGCUAAUCCAAUAGCACAGAGUGCCUGAGCUGCAGGACUGAGUGCAGGUAACACCACUUUCAACGGCCUCGGCUUGCCGAGGUCAGCUUUGCCAGUGUCCUUCACCGGGACAACGGGAGGAGCCCUCCUGCACAACCACCAAGGGCUUGACUCUUCCCACUCCUACGCAGCAUGUCAGGGCAGAAAGGCCUCUGCAGCAAGCCACCUGCUCCGGGUAGCCAUUCCCCUGUUGCCCCACUUCUCAGCUUGAGCUAUUUUAAACUGGCAUUUGUGUAGCUCCUGUUUCAUAUGGUUAAAUCUAAAUAUUAUCAAGUCAGCCUAAAGCAGAGAAAGUACACGCUCUCCCUGGGGGUGAGGACUCCACCUCAGCCCGGGGCACCCCAUCAGAAAGCCUGGGCCCACGCCCUCCUGGGAGUCUGGGCCUUCACCAUGUCUACCCAAUCCUUUGACUCGGUUUUGGAAGAUUUUGAGUUAUACGAGCUUGCAGGAGCCUGUGACAUGGGAGACAUCGUGGCCUUCGGGAAUAUCUUCCUGUCCAUAGUCUACUGCCUGGUCUUUACCUUGGGGCUUGUGGGAAACUUGCUGGUGGUGUUUGCCCUCAUCAACAGCCGGGGGCCCAAGAGCAUCACUGACAUUUACCUCCUGAACCUGGCCCUGUCAGACCUGCUCUUUGUAGCCACACUGCCCUUCUGGACUCACUAUCUGAUAAGCCAGCAGGGCUUUAACAAUGCUGUGUGCAAACUCACUACCGCCUUUUUCUUUGUGGGCUUCUUUGGAGGCAUAUUCUUCAUCACCAUCAUCAGCAUUGACAGGUACCAAGCCAUUGUCCUGGCCGCCAACUCCAUGAAUAGCCGGACAGUGCAGCAUGGCGUCACCGUCAGCCUCAGCGUCUGGGCAGCGGCAGCCUUGCUGGCCACGCCCCAGUUCAUGUUCACAAAAGAAGCUGACAACGAGUGCUUUGGAAACUUCCCUGAGGCCCUGGAGGAAAUCUGGCCGAUGCUCCGCAACGUGGAGGUCAUUUCCAUUGGCUUUCUGCUGCCCCUGAUCAUUUUGACUUACUGUUACUUCAGAAUCAUCCGCACACUGUGUUCCUGCAAGAACCACAAGAAAGCCAAAGCCAUCAGACUGAUCCUCCUGGUGGUCAUCACGUUCUUCCUCUUCUGGACACCCUACAAUGUCAUGCUUUUCUUAGACACACUCGAUCUGUAUGACGUGUUUCCCAGCUGCAACGUGAAGCGGACUCUGAGGCUGGCCAUCAAUGUGACUGAGACUAUUGCAUUCACCCACUGCUGCCUCAACCCCCUUAUCUAUGCAUUUGCUGGGGAGAAGUUCAGAAGAUACCUGUUGCACCUGCACAAGAGAUUCCUGGCUGGCCGGCGUGGCCGCCCUGCCCACGUCAGCUUCUCCCCGUGGGAAUCCCAGAGCAGCAAGCGGGAGAGCAUGCUGAGCAGCAGUCUCACUCACAACACCAGUGAUGGAAACACAUCCAUUCUUCUCUGAAAGGCCCCAGAGCCUCAUCCCUACAGAGCCUACAGUUCCUGAGUUGCACGCUGGAUAACAGGGACAGACUUUAUUUCUUACAUGCAAGAAAGGAUGGACCUGGUGCCCAAAACGCAGCCCUAAGGUUUUUUUGAGAAUUAUCCUAAAAAUUUGAAAGCUAAAGGGUAGGCUUGUCUCUUACUGCAGAUGUCAGGACUUCUUUGUUUACAAAUGACAAAAAUUCAAUCAGACCAGCUUAGCUGAAAGGGAGGUGGUGAGAAUCAUUCACAUGGUGGCAUGGGCAAGGGUGUGGCUGAGCCCUCAGCAUGAGGGGAAAUGAGGGCUUGCAUCUAGCCAGAAUUUCCUCUCUGACUCUCAGGUUUCUGAGUGGUGACAGAACUCCCAGACUCACAUAACACAGCUUUGCCAUUGAAAGCGACUGAGACCCAUCCCUUUCUCUGGUCCCAAGGUCAGAAUUCCCAGGGAGGGUUCUGACUGACCAAGUUUGUAUCCGAUCUCCUCCGGCCAGGUGGUGGUACCCACAGGGAAGGGGUCCUCAAGGUGAAGCUUCCAUUCCAACCUCAAGGGUAGAGAUGCCGGAGGACACAUUUCCAAGAAGCUUGGUAGUGGGUGGGCAGGUGCUGUUCUGAUCAGAGAGAACUUUUCCAUUGGCAAAGCAGCUCAGCCUCCCCACUGGUCACACCAGCCAGCACACACCACCAGCCUCCUCUUCCUGAAACCCCUGCUCUCGUGUCCCCAAACCCUGUGCCCCCUGCAUCGAGGCCAAACUCCAAAGCCUGCCCCUGAGACCCUCCAUCAUGGUCACGCCAGCAGAUUCCCUGUUGUCUCUCUUCCCCAACCUGCCCCGCUAGCCCAGGCUCUUCCAUCUGGCCUCACACAUCACCACCUGCUCCCAGAACCCAGGGGCCCCACGGGACACAUAGAGGGAACUCUGGCCCCAACUAAGAAGGGAUGGCUCCAAUCCCAGCUCUAUCACCAGCUUGCUGGGCAGCUUGGGGCCAACAGCGCUUCUGUUUGCUCAUCUGUAGAUUGGAGGUAAUGGGACUUUUCACAAAGGCAGCAACUCUUCCAGCGUGAGGAGCUGGCCACCAGCUCCUACAGGUCCUGAACCUCAUGUCUGGUGUCCAGCUGUCCCCAGACCUGGCACUGUGCUUAAGUGGGAUGUUGGCAGAUCCUGCAGGCCCCAACGUUUGAUGUCAUUCAGGCACAGGGGAGGCUGGCUCGUAGCUGGCCCUAGUGGGGGUCCUAGUGAGCCUUCCUGAACCACUGCUCCAGGCUGCCAUGAACAUUCCCUCCCCAGAGCCCUGCCCAUCUGGAGAAACCCCCUGUUCUUCACACCCCUGCCAACCUGGAGCCCUGGGGUCACUGAAGCAGCUUGCUUUUGUCAGUAAAUGUUUGGGUGGUUUAACACUUCAAAGCUUGAAGAAUAAUUGUGAUAGUGCUGAAGAAAAUGUCAUCUAUGUAUAAUCUAACCAUGCAAUUUUUGCCUUUGUCCACCCAGACCCUGUUCCCACUCAGAAUGUUUAGAGUUGUAUCAGAUGCCCACAGAGCUGUAAACAUAAUGCACAGUUGUGCGAUCUGCUUUUGUUUUUCUUAUCAUAGGCCAAAAUAGCUCUCUUUUUCUAGAUGGCUCCAGAAGGCUCUGCCAGGUGUUGUAUUUGCUGAAGGCAGCUGACUCCUGGCUGUAGAUCUGAUACCUCCUGGCAGUGCACCUGCUCAGCGCAUGAGAAAAUGAAUCAUGUUCCAUCAAGAUCACAUACUAUUAUUUACUUACCAGUGUCUGUGUAUAAGUAUUUCACUUGUUUCUAAUAUUUAGCAAAUACAUAUCUUACAGCAUUUCUAGCUGUGCAAUUUCCUUUCUCCUCUUCAGUGAUUUCCUUUGGGUAAAUUCCUUGUGGAGAUAACUGGAGCAAAGGGCACCAGGAAUUUUUGGUUUCUGACAUGGACAUAUGGAAUUAGUAUAUUACAGAAUCCUUUUUGAGCAUCUGUUAUAUGCAGCCCAUGAGCUCAGACCCAGAGCUGUUCUCAGGGUGAGCAGGACCAGGACGUGGACCUUAGUACUCGACCUUUGAAUGCAGAGUGGAGAAAAGCAAAGCAGCGCAUACCUUGCACGAGCUGGUAACAAGGACGUAGGGCCCGAGUAGUCGGUGGCAAGGCACCCCCCAGGCAAGGAGGGGCUGGCCUUCUGGGCCUGAGGACGGCAUGCACACAUGAGAGCUGAGGGUGUGGGGACCCCAGGAUGUCACGGAGUUGGGGACCAUCCAAAAGCACAGCAGCAGAGUGGGUAAGGGGCCUCCCCGAACAUGGCUCAGUCCACCCAGGGAGGGGUGCUCUCCUGGGGGUGCCCACAGGUCUACUUCAUCAUCCCUGGGUCCUUGUCCCCAUGUUGAAGCAAAACCUUAAACUGAAUUUUAACUCUUCUGGACCGCCAAGAAGGGAGGGGAAAAUUCUUCAGCUUGAUAAGCAAAAGUAGACGAACAGACACCUUCAUUUCUAGAAAAUCAAAUUCCUACCAUAAGAAACACUUGGUCAUUUUGCUGAAUAAGCAGAAGAGGGGAAAAAUAAGGAAGUUCAUUGAAAACCCCUAACCAACAAUGGUGUUGGUAUCUAAAUAAGGGAAGGAACACUUGGAAAGGGUGAUUGGUGCUAAGAGCACAACUGGAUCAGACCCUCUUCUGAGCUCUGGACCCCCCAAAGCAGAGGGAGGUAGUGGACCCAGGGCAGAGAGAUCAGUGGUUGGGCCCCAGGGCUAACCCUCUGACCUAGGGCCUUUAACAUCUCUGAGGCUCAGUUUUCCCAUUAGAAUAAUAAGAGUCAAAGCAGCACCCACACCCUGGGGUUAUUGUGAGGGUGUAAAAAGCUCACCUCCCUCAAGCUCAUGUGCAGGCCUGUAAAUCAAACUCCAGUAGGUGGUGGUCACUAUUUUGACUUUUUCCCCUCUUACAAUUAUCAGACUGAAACUUUCCCAGUGAGGAUACUGUCUCCUCUCUUGUUUUUCUCAUCCCCAGAAUCAGAGAAGAUAAUUGGAUCCAAGCCCACAUGUUGCAGGUAAGGGAAAGGAGGCCCAGAGAGGGCCCGAAGCUGGCCCAGGAUCAGUUAACCAACGAGGGCAGGUCCCUUGGCUCUCAGUCUACUGACCCCUUCCUCAUGUUGACUGAAAUGCAGACCAGUCCCGCCUCUAAGAACAGAGAACACAGGAGCCACGGAAAACCCCAGAGAGACGGUCUGCGGGAGGAGGCUUAGGCAGGAGGGGCGCCCUGCCCUCCAGAGUGCAGGGUCUCGCUGAGUCAGUCUGCUUACC